This is a messenger RNA of Bursaphelenchus okinawaensis, 1476 nucleotides long. NCBI's taxonomy places the organism in Eukaryota, Metazoa, Nematoda, Chromadorea, Rhabditida, Aphelenchoididae. The record is from the annotation of a GenBank genome assembly.
AUGUCGUUGUGGGGCAGUCUGUUUUCGUAUUUCGAUUUUCUGGCCGCCACAACGAUUGGAGCCGGCCUGUUUCUGGCGCCCGACCGCGUUGGAGACUUUGUUUUUGUGAGUUUGUUAUCGGAUAUUGUUUUAGAUGAUGGUUAGGUUGGCGUUUUGAAACAUUUAUUUGAUUUAUGGGGAAUUCUUGAGAGAUUCUUUUUACAAAAGAAAGGUUUUACUUUCUUUAACUGAAACAUACGAUUUUGGAAGAUACGUAAUUAUAGUAGAAAAUACGUAAAAUCAACGAACUUGUUCACAGUUUGCAGAUGGCACAUUUCAAAAACUGUUUUAUGCUAAUAUAAAUUUUCGAAUUUUGAGAGUUAAUCGAAGAAAAACUUACUUUAAUAUGGAAAUACCCUUUUCGACACUUUACUUUCAGCAAAAACAAACAGACGGAGUGCACUGGCAUCUGAUCAGAUGUGUGGGAGGUCAGAUUCUAUCGUCAGCGUGGUUCCUGAAGUUCCGUACACGCAGUCGUGAAACACGAACAUCAUGUUACCUAGUGCGUAUAUUGGCAUGGGCAUUGACCUUGUUGAUGGUAUUCCAUGCUCGAUCAGCGUUCCCAAAACUUCUGCAUCCUGAUGUAAGCGUGUUAUGUCAAAAUUUUUGGUUUAGAAUUCUAAGUUCUAGAGCAAAAAUUUGUUUGAAUAAUUAAAUCAAAGUUAUACGAUCAAAAGUGGAUAGCUUUGUUGUUUUAUGCUUUAUAGGUAACAAUAGGCAAUUAAAAUUGUUAUUUUUGUGUUUCAGUUUGUCAAAGCAGUGAUUUACUUCGGAUUCACAUGUAUCGCUCUCUGUUUCGUCACACUAGUAGCUACAGGAUGGCCAAUGGGAGACAGAUUCUAUAAGGAAAAGUGGUUUGGAAACUUUUUGUAUAAUCUGGAUUCUCUCGCUUCUGUAGCCAUUGGAACCGCUUGGAUCGCUUGUCCACACUGGCUCCUUCACCGUCAGGUAUGUUUUUGAUAAAGUUUUUAUUUGUUUGAGUAUUAGAUGGCCAUUUAUUCAAAACUUUGUAUACUUUUUUAAAAUUUAUAUGUUCUUCUUGACCACAUUGUCCCUUAUAGUGAAUUAUUAUUCCUUCGAAUUGAAAAAGUAAUCCUGCGAAGUAAAUGUGACCCAUUUUAGGUGAAUAUCGAGAUGGACGAGACUCACGCGAUCUGUGGUCGCUUCAUGGGCGUCUUCUUCGUAUCUUCUUACAUCCUGAGUACUCACGCCCUGCAUUGGAAGGACCUCAGCGACCGGUCGUUGGCUGCCGAGGCUCGUGCCGUUUGUUGUUUCUUCAUCUUAACGGCCCAAAUCUGGUCCCAGUACGCGUACGAACGAGACUGGAGUGGAUCUCAUUGGGUGGGCAUCUCGUUGUUCUCUAUCUGGACGGUGGUAUCGUUCUCUUACCGUAUCCACCUGUACUUUACGGUCUCAACUAAAGCUAAGAAACAGUAA